Indicator indicator is the source of this 1050-nucleotide messenger RNA. Its product is annotated as mas-related G-protein coupled receptor member H-like. Gene Ontology annotation, cellular component: membrane. The record is from RefSeq and is a predicted model, not a curated record. Bases 1 to 1050 code for a protein of 349 amino acids. The transcript has 3 exons. Gene Ontology annotation, molecular function: G protein-coupled receptor activity. Lineage: Eukaryota; Metazoa; Chordata; Aves; Piciformes; Indicatoridae. Gene Ontology annotation, biological process: G protein-coupled receptor signaling pathway.
AUGGAGAAGACCAUCACAACAGUCCUCUCUCCAAGAUACAUGACCACAACAUAUCCAGAACCUGAAGAAUAUAAUUACAAUUGGUGUGAAACACAGAGUUAUGCCAUCUGGAUAAUUUCAUGUGUCUGUAUUUGCAUCUCCUUGUGUGGACUUGUGGGGAAUGUGGUGGUUGUGUGGUUCCUGGGCUUCUGCAUGAAGCUGAAUCCCUUCACUGUCUAUGUCCUGAACCUGGCCAUGGCUAACUUCUGUCUGCUCCUGGUCCUUCUUGCAAAAUUUACAUUACACCUUACUCCAUCAGUCUUUUGUAUUGACGAUGCUGAUUUUCACUUUGCAGAUCUUAUUCUGUCAUUUCUGUUCCUGUUUUGCUAUUUGGCUGGCAUGUAUCUGCUGACAGCCAUGAGCGUGGAGCGGUGCCUGGCUGCUUUGUUCCCAGUUUGGUACCGGUGCCACCGCUCAAAGCACUGCUCAGCUGUCAUGUCUGGGGUGCUCUGGGCUCUAGCUGUACUCUUUUUGCUUUUUAUGCCACAUCCUAUUGUUUUCAUGCAUUGUGAAUUUUGCCUGUUCUCUUUCUUCCCAUUGCUUUCCAACCUGGCCCUGUUCAUCAAACUCCGAUGUGGCUCCCAGAGACGACACCCAGGGAAAAUCUAUGUUGCUGUCCUGCUCAGUGUCAUCUUCCUGGUUGUCUUAGGGUUUCCUUUCAGUUUGGAGAUUGUCCUUUUUUUCAAUUAUAGACAUGUAUUUUAUAUUUCUUUUCUGCUGGCCUCACUGAACAGCUCCAUCAAUCCUAUCAUUUACUUCCUGGUGGGGAGCUGCCGGCAGCACCGGUUCCAAUGCUCCCUUAAAGUCGCCUUCCGAAGACUGUUUGAAGAGGGAGCCACAAGUGAGGAGAGGAGCCAGGUGCCUGGGGAUGCUGUGAUGGAGACCAGUGUCAGAGAUUCUGCUGUGUGGAGGGUCUCAAGGUCCAGCAUCAGGCACACACACACCAAGGAGUCCCUCACAUGGUCGGGUGAAACAGGAGAACGGCAGGAGGAGACAAAGAUGGUGAUGUGA